Messenger RNA from Pristis pectinata (smalltooth sawfish), 1762 nucleotides. RefSeq names its product mitochondrial elongation factor 1 (gene mief1). Gene Ontology annotation, biological process: mitochondrion organization; positive regulation of mitochondrial fission. Gene Ontology annotation, cellular component: mitochondrial outer membrane. The record is from RefSeq and is a predicted model, not a curated record. Lineage: Eukaryota; Metazoa; Chordata; Chondrichthyes; Rhinopristiformes; Pristidae. The transcript is spliced from 4 exons. The coding region runs from base 1 to 1380 and encodes 459 amino acids.
AUGGCUGGCAUGGGAGAAGGAAAGAACAAGAAAGGAGACAAUGGGGUUGGGAAUGCAAUUGACUUUGUCCUCUCAAAUGCCAGGCUGGUGUUGGGUGUUGGUGGAGCUGCUAUGCUGGGCAUUGCAACAUUGGCUGUUAAGAGGAUGUAUGACCGGGCGAUCAGUGCCCCCAGUAGCCCCAGCAAGAUGGAUCUGAGAUCUGCAAAGCAAAGCUGGGAAGAACCCAGCUGGAUUGGGUCAUCGCCCCGUUUGUUGAGCAGGGACAUGAAAGUAAAUAUCAGUAGAUCUCUACAGACACUGCCCACAACCUGUGAAGCAGGUGCUUCCAAGGGUGCUAGUCCUAGUAAGAAGGCCCAAAUGGAUCUGAAGAAAGCCCGGCUCCGCUUGUCCAUGCAGGACAAGCUCUUUAUGUAUUACCAUAAACACGUUGUUAUCCCGGGUGCGGAGGUGAGCCGAGCCAAACAGGCUGCAUUGGAUAUCUGCGCAGAGCUGCGGAACUUCAUUCACACCAAGCUUCCUGACAUGCCCCUCCGGGAUAUGUACCUCAGUGGCAGUCUGUAUGACGACUUACAGGUCAUCACUGCAGAUCAUGUUCAGCUGAUGGUACCUUUGGUCCUAGAGAAGAACCUCUGGGCUACAAUUCCAGGGGAGGAGACCAUCAUGAACGUCCCUGGCUUCUGGCUGGUCCGCAGGGAAAACCUGGAAUACUUUCCCCGGAGCAGCAGCUACUGGGACCGCUGCAUUGUGGGUGGUUACCUGUCACCUAAAGUAGUGACUGAAAAUUUCGAUAAGGUCUUGUCAGGAACCAUCAACUGGCCAGCUAUCGGGAGCGUCCUGGACCUCAUCGUUCGCCCGGUGGUUCCGUCGGAAACAUUGACUUUAGAAGUUCAAUACGACAUGAGUAAAAAAUUACUUAUUGACUUCCUGCCGCUGAUAGUGAUGGAGGACACCAUGCUGAUCGCCAAACCCCACCGCAACGGACGGUAUGAAAACAUGUGGCGGCAAAGCUUCAGAACUGCUGAAACUGCCAAGCUUCGAGCCCUGGAUGAAAGGGAUGGAGGUUGUCGCUGCUGCUGCCUCAAGAUACUGAAGGCCAUCUGUAAGUCUAGUGCCGUCCUCAACAAGUUGACAGCUAGUCAGCUGACCAACGUGAUCCUCCAUGGUUGUGUAAAAGAAUUAGACUGGGCACCAGAGAUGCUGGCUGAUAAAUUCCUGCUGGUUCUCAAAGAACUAAUAAGCUACUUGGAGCAAGGCUUCUUGCCAUGCAGUUUAGAUACCAAAGUGAACCUGUUUUUGGAACUUACAGAAGAGGAGAUUGAUGAAUUGGGAUACAUGCUGUACUGUUCCUUAUCUGAGCCAGAGACUCUGUUAAAUACUUGAAUGAGGUUUGUGGUCGGCACACACAGAGAGUCAUACUUUGAUAGUUAUCAGGCUUCUCCAGGCAACCAAGUUAGACAGCUGUUAACCACUUAAUAACCCAGUUGACCUGAUGACUCUGUUCUGCAUUUCCUAAACCUGUAAUUAUUGGAAGUUGCAUGAAAGUAAUCCUAUGGGAAGGGCUUCGAUGUUAUUUACAGUUUUAGGAAACAAAAGGAACUAAGCUUGGGCUGAAUGCUACUCCGUCCUUUAGUAAGCCAAAUAUGGAAUCUAUAUUUCCCACUAAUGCACAAGAUAUUGAGAAGUAAAAUAAAAAUCAAUUUGAAGGUUUGGAAGGAAGUUUUCAAAAUUGCAACUGUUAAUAAAGCCAAUUUGACGGAUCCGA